AUGGAAGAGUCAUGGUCGUCGGGCGGCGCGCCGCUGCUGCGCACGCGAUCCUUGCCGCUAGUGCUCGAAGCAAGCGGUGGUGCCCCCGCGCGCCAGCCGAAACUCGACCCCAGACAACUCUUAACCCUCACACGACACUAUUACCCCGAAGGAGGCUGGGGAUGGGGCGUAGCGGCCGCAGCGACUAUUGUGCAAAUGUUGGCUCACGGAUUGCAUCAGGCCGCCGCGAUAAUUGCCGUCGAGGCAGUGAGACGAUUUGGACCCGAGUUUCGGAUGCAAGCAGGAUGCCUCGGAGCGAUUUCAGCUGGCGUUGCACUUGCUCUAUCGCCUGUCACGGUAGCGUUGUGCGUGCGCAAGUCCACGCGAGUCACCGCGGUUGUGGGCGGGCUUGUCGCCGCCCUCGGCUGCUUGUUCACGUCCUUUGCCACUCAGUUCCAUCAACUAUUCUUCAGUUACGGCACCGUUGUCGGGGUUGGGGUCGGCUUAACACGAGAUUGCUCAACGUUAAUGGUGGCCCAAUAUUUCAAGAGAAGAAGAGAACUAGUCGAGAUAUUCAUAGUAAGUGGCAGCGGUCUCGGUAUAGCUGUCAUGUCGACAUUCAUCAAAAGCGUCAUCAGAGCAAUCGGUUGGCGAUUAGGUCUGCAAGCGGUGACAGGAGUAGUUUUUGUAACUUUCAUACUCGGAACGUUUUACCGAUCCGCAUCGUUGUACCAUCCACAACGGCGUGCCAUACUACAUCUUAAGAAUCAAAACAAAAUUAAACGGAAGAUGAAAGACAGAAAUAAAACGGACGACAGGCAACCGUUUUUCGAUUUUUCGACUUUGCGGUCUAAGACUGUUAGAAUCUUACUCAUGUCCACUGGAAUAUCGGCUUUUGGCAUCAACACGCCGAUAUUUUAUCUAGCUUACCACGCUGAAGAAGAAGGACUAGGAGAGACCGCAGAACUGCUGCAAGCGUACCUGGGCCUGGCGUGGGCGGUGGGCUGCGCGGCGUUCGGCCUGCUCGUGCGCCAGAACUCCGCCGAGUGCCGCGUCGCGCGCCAGUACCUCACGCAAGCCGCCGUGCUCGUCUGCGGGCUGGCCACCAUGGCGCUCACGGCGGUGGAGGGCUCCUACACGGGAUAUGUCAUGUUCGCUUGGGUCUAUGGUAUAUUCUGCGGCGGCUACCACUACUCGCUAAAGAUGUACACAUACGAGCGCGUGCGCUCGCGUAACUUUGCACGCACGUGGGGCUUCGUUCAGUGUUCGCAAGCUGUGCCUAUCGCCAUCGGUGUGCCGCUGUCAGGGUACAUCAACGUGGGUUGUGGCGGUAAAGCGGGUUACUACUUCAGCUCUACGUGCUCGCUCAUCGGAUCCUUGUCGUUGUUCUGCAUCGAUUUACAUCGACGCAGUGUUGCGCACAAACACACCAAAGAAAAUGGCGGCACCGUCGGUUGCGACUCCGCCGCCACGUCGCGCACCCGCGACCGCGAGCCGCGCGCCGCCGCCGGCGCUGCGACCGCGCUCGUUCUAGGAGCAGAACUAGUAGCACCUGGUAGAGCUGGAAGGGAUCUAUUGCUGGAUAGUAUCGGUCCCGGCAGUCUAGGUUCUCCCCCUCCUAACCUACCUCCAGAACUAACCUGCAUCAGCGAGGAAGGGGGUUUAGACCUAGACCUAGACCUAGACAUACCCGAGCACUUGUUAGAAGAACUGGAAUGUGGGGGUGAUUGUAUUACUAGCUGCAAUAAGGUGGAGAACUAUUUGAUGUUAAGUGAAUAUGAGAAUAAUCUCAUAGCAGAGAUGCCAAAUUUAAAUGAGCGGCGUGGCAGACGAUGGUCCAUCGUUGUCGGCAACUCCAACUCCCCUCAGCCUUCAAAUCACGAUCCAAACAGUACGCCCGAACACCACAGAAACUCUAUCAAAUGGAAGAAAAAGGGCCAUAACACGAACAACAGACUGAUAACAGUGAUCAAUGAAGCAUCCUUAUAAACGACUAGUGAAAUAAAAUUGAGACAAUAAAUAGAGAAUAAUUCAUUUAGUGUACCAAUGACCUAUUUAACCUCAUAAUUUAUUUGUUGUGUGUGUAUAGUAGCCUCAUUUGUGUAACUUUCGGUAUUAUUUAUUAAAUAAUUAUCAAAAGUA
Molecule: messenger RNA, 2121 nt
Organism: Melitaea cinxia (Glanville fritillary)
Lineage: Eukaryota; Metazoa; Arthropoda; Insecta; Lepidoptera; Nymphalidae
Product: monocarboxylate transporter 2-like
Exons: 10
Coding region: 1-1968 (655 amino acids)
Biological process (GO): transmembrane transport
Molecular function (GO): monocarboxylic acid transmembrane transporter activity
Source: RefSeq, a predicted model, not a curated record